Molecule: messenger RNA, 2739 nt
Organism: Chinchilla lanigera (long-tailed chinchilla)
Lineage: Eukaryota; Metazoa; Chordata; Mammalia; Rodentia; Chinchillidae
Gene: Spsb1
Product: splA/ryanodine receptor domain and SOCS box containing 1
Exons: 3
Coding region: 220-1041 (273 amino acids)
Biological process (GO): proteasome-mediated ubiquitin-dependent protein catabolic process
Cellular component (GO): SCF ubiquitin ligase complex
Molecular function (GO): protein binding
Source: RefSeq, a predicted model, not a curated record
UGGGGGCGGGUCAUGGGCGGGAUGGUUGACUUCAGCCAGGGCUCGAGGCUGACUGACGGCUGAGUGACGGUCCCCUUACCCGAAGCUGGGCAGGACGCAGGGUGCAGAGGCACCCUGGGCGUGCGGAGGUCUCCUGGCAGUCUUCCCAGGAAUCCCAACUACCCUGCAGUUGAUGAGUUUGCCUUGGGAGUCCGAGAGCCGGUGAAACCAGAGGCCACCAUGGGUCAGAAGGUCACUGGGGGGAUCAAGACUGUGGACAUGCGGGAUCCCACGUACCGGCCCCUAAAGCAGGAGCUCCAGGGCCUGGAUUACUGCAAGCCCACACGGCUGGACCUGCUGCUCGACAUGCCCCCCGUGUCCUAUGACGUCCAGCUGCUGCACUCCUGGAACAACAACGACCGCUCGCUCAACGUCUUCGUCAAGGAGGACGACAAGCUGAUCUUUCACCGGCAUCCGGUGGCCCAGAGCACGGACGCCAUCAGGGGCAAAGUCGGGUACACAAGGGGGCUGCACGUGUGGCAGAUCACAUGGGCCAUGCGACAGCGGGGCACGCACGCGGUGGUGGGGGUAGCCACGGCGGACGCCCCCCUGCACUCUGUCGGGUACACGACCCUCGUGGGGAAUAACCACGAGUCCUGGGGCUGGGACUUGGGGCGCAACCGGCUCUACCACGACGGCAAGAACCAGCCAAGCAAAACGUACCCGGCCUUUCUGGAGCCGGACGAGACAUUCAUUGUCCCUGACUCCUUCCUCGUGGCCCUGGACAUGGAUGACGGGACCCUGAGCUUCAUUGUGGAUGGACAGUACAUGGGAGUGGCUUUUCGGGGACUCAAGGGCAAAAAACUGUACCCUGUAGUGAGUGCCGUCUGGGGCCACUGUGAGAUCCGCAUGCGCUACUUGAAUGGACUCGAUCCCGAGCCCCUGCCGCUCAUGGAUCUCUGCCGGCGGUCCGUGCGCCUGGCCCUGGGGAAGGAGCGCCUGGGUGCCAUCCCGGCGCUGCCCCUGCCCGCCGCGCUCAAGGCUUACCUCCUGUACCAGUGACCCAACCUGGACCACCACGUGACCGCUAGAGGUGCCGCUCACUGAGCCCUGCGCCCAGGACUGCAGCCCGCGGCGAGUGCCGCUCAACCUCCCCGUCCUCCGGCCGCCUCUGCUGGACCGGACCGGACCGGACCGAUACCACCUGGGCCCUGUUCCUCCCUUCCGGGCUGCCCGUCAUAGCCCCUCCCUGGAACCAGACGCAGAGAAUAAACUCCUACGAAAGCCUCACGCAGCUCCUGUCUGCUCUGGGGGGGCGGGGACUGCUCUCCACGCCCUUGGGGACAGCCACAGCCAUGGGGAUCCAGGGGUUCUGGGGCCACGGGAGGGGCCAGAGCUGGAGGGCAGAUACCAGGCGGGCGAAGGACCAGGGCUGGGCUGUGCCAGUGAAGCUCAGGACACCAAGGCGGAACCCUGCCUUGCUCCUCCCGAAGGCAGAUGGGCACCCAGCACCCAAGCCGGUGCUGAGACCCACACCCUGUAUUUAUUCUUUUAACAAUAACAAAGGUCAUUUAUUUAUUCCACUUAGAAAGAAAACCCUAUUUCAGUCACCUCUCUCUUCGGGGCGUUCUGUUGCCCUCCUCCCACCUGCCGCCUGCCUGGAGCUUGUGUGCCGCUGCGUGCGGGGUCCUUGUGCAGGUCCCUGACCGGUGUCGGGGCUCCGUACUGAGGUCCCCAGCAGGCCCCUCAGGAAGCAUAGCUUCACGUGCAGUAUGAGUCUUAGGCCGCCCGCGUCCUCACACAGCCACUUACCUCUGAGUCACACACUGCUGCACAUGUCUUCUGUCAUCUGUGAUUUGGGGGAGGGGUGGUUCCACUUUCCAUCCACUUCUGUAGCGGAGAUUCUUUCCCACGGGCAUCCUCGGAAGCUCCCUGGUCCAGGGGAGCACAAAAGCAAAGAAGGGGUCUCCAUCCUGAGAAUGGGGGGAGGGAGGCGGGGGAGUGGGGACACCAGGAGAGGUGUCCAGCCCUGUGGAAGCCCUGGUCUCUCUCAGUGCCCCACCAGGACUCAGAGGUCCCACAGGGAGUGAGCAUUCUCUCACCCGCCCCCAGGAGGGCACGCAGCAGACCUGCUCAGAGACACGGCAGUGCCCCCCGUGAGUCCCUCCUGUGCGCCCACACCUGCCAGCGCCUCGCCAUUUCUUUUACCUUGAAACCAGCUGCUUUAGAGUCUGAGUUCUGUUCAUGUCUGCACAGGUACAAUAGAUGACUUUAUUUGUUUAAAGUGUUUAAUAUAUAUGCAUAUAUGUGUGUGUCCAUAAGAAUUAUGUUGUAAGCAGCUGCUGUAAGGUACCUUAAAAAAAAAAAAAAACUUACAGUGGAAUAUAUUUUUCAAAGCACAAAAUCGGUGCCAAGACUAGGUAGGAAUGUAAGUUACCCCCUUCACAUUCUGAGGGCUGUUUUUUCCCCGCUUGGGGCGGGGGUCUUUGGUGUCAGACUCUUGAAGGUUUUCCUUGCUCCCGUUGUGAAGAAUGUUGCACUCGAGAGGGGCUCGCUCGUACACGGGCGCUCGUGUCGCCUGGCUCCGCAGUCCCUAGGGUGCUGGGGAAGCGUCCGCUCUCUCCACGUCUCCCACCCCCCAACUCCCUGGACCCUUCCCCAUCUGCCCAGAGCCUUGUACAGUUUUGAAACUCCUGUUUAAUUUUAUGAUGGCUCAUACUAGUCAGUAACCUAAUAAAGGAACCUUUGCUAAGAUACGAA